Beta vulgaris subsp. vulgaris (sugar beet) is the source of this 1286-nucleotide messenger RNA. RefSeq lists its product as hypothetical. The transcript has 7 exons. Lineage: Eukaryota; Viridiplantae; Streptophyta; Magnoliopsida; Caryophyllales; Amaranthaceae. Bases 199 to 1053 code for a protein of 284 amino acids. The record is from RefSeq and is a predicted model, not a curated record.
GCCAAACCUCAAAACUAUUUCCUUUUUUUCCCCCCCCUAAUCUCUUACUUUCUCUUUGUUAGUGACGAACUGCAAUCUAGUGAUGGUCAGUGUGACUGUGAGCAACAAAUAGAAAACGAAUUGCAGCACAACUCGGUGCCUUCGUAUUACUAGGGCAACUUCAACCUUCAUGAAAUUGUUUGUAUUCGGCAAUUCAAAAUGUCGUUGAUAGUAUUAGAUGAACUCGUCCAAUCCCUAAUCUCCAAAAAGGGGCCAGAGAAAUUGACGGAGCAAGAAGCGGCUGUCUUUGCUCGGUGCAAGUCUCAGGUCUUUAGGAACUGUGCUAUCGGAGGUUCAGUUGCUACAGGUCUUUCUUGGAUGGCAACAAGAAAGCUGAACUCUUUUAGUCGUCUGGCCCUUGCUGGAGGAGCAAGUUUUCUUACGGCAAUAUGGAGCUUACAUAAAUCAGUAGACUCGUGUGUUGACCAUAUUCUUGCAAUGGAUGGGAGUCGGAUGCAGUAUGAGCUGAAAAAGAUAAAUCGUGCGAGGAAGCAGGAAUGCGAAGGAGGAGUUGCCAGAGAUGGCGGUCGACGACGAAUACUGGACAAGUUUGGCAACGAUCCUGAGAAAAUGCAGCUUUUUUCGAAGCAUUUCUACUGUGAAGAAGUUUUCAAUGAUUCAACUCCGGGACAACCCAAAUCAUAUUAUCGGCAGCGGAACUUGUAUGUGGAUGAUCAGCGAACAGCAGACGGCAGUUCUUCGCAGGUGUCUGAUAAGAAAGGUGUGCUUCAUAACCAGAGAAAUGAUGAUUCCAACAUCAAAAUGAGAAACCCUACUGCAGAGAUCAAGCAAGUUCCUAUAAUAUCUGGAAUCCAUGUCUUUGGAUAUGGAGAUCCUAUUGAUGUUCUGUUUGGUCAUUCAUCACCGAAUGAGGAGCUUCAUCACCCUGAUGAAUCUGGAAACUCUGCCAAAGUGCAGAGUCAUAGACAAAGAAGAGCUCGCCGUAGGCAUAAAGUGCGCCAUCGGCAUCAGGAGUCUUUUAAUCUGGGGGUGGCACAGUUUCAAGGUGCUUGAGAGUUGAGGAUGAAUAGAAGGGGGAAAGAUCCGUUGUAUCUUUACCUAUUUGGUUUCCAGUUCUUUAAGGUGAAAUAAACUAGCUCGUAUAUAUAUUUAUCAUUGCAUUUGUGCUUCUGCUAUAUUAUCCUGUCACCUCCGCCCACUGUAUUAAUACCAGCUAAACAGCUUCUUUUAUUAACAACCAAAAGCAAUUGGGGUCACAGAUCGCUAAUGCUCUGUUUCUACAUUCA